GACCAGCGAAUGAACGAGGUUCUUCUAGGGUAAGCAAGAGAAAUGGGUGCUAAAGUGGCAGCGAUGUUGGUGCUUCUAACAGUUGCACUGCUGGGUAUAACGGCUGUGCACAGUCACAAAAUCCUUUUUUUGGCACCCUUCAAUGGUCCAAGCCAUUGGCUCAUGCUGAAAAGUUAUAUCCGGGAGUUGACCAACAGAGGACACGAAGUAACCUGUAUAACGGGGAUCAAAUUUGGCGAAGCACUUGGAAAUUACACCGAAGUUCUCAUCGAUCCGGCCUAUCCUCUUAAUGAAAAAUUUCCUUUAUCGCAGUUAUACAAUUCACAGAGCUACAGUAGUGAUCUAAACAACCUGUUCUUGUAUUGGCGACUCGGACUGGCAACGAGUCGUCAUGGAUUAGAGGCAGAUAAUGUGCAAAAGUUCCUGAAACGAGACGAUCUUCAUUUUGACCUUAUAGUGUCCGAGCAAUUUUUCCAGGAUAGUUGGUUGAUGUUUGCUUACAAGUAUAAUGCCCCGAUUGUCACAAUCAGCACGUACGGGUAUUCAGAUUUCAUGGAUCGUGCAAUGGGUCUGCUAACUCCAUGGUCCUGCGUACCACACAUGCUGCUGGACUACGAGCAUGGAAUGAACUUCUUCCAAAGGAGCUACAACGUCUUUCUAUCUACGUUGGACUACAUAUUGCGAGAGUACUACUAUAUGCCCGAGAUGAACAAAAUGGCUAAGGAAUUUUUCAGUGAGUUGGAGGAACAGCGUGGUCCUUUGCCAACAAUUCAAAGCUUGGAGAAGUCGAUUUCUGUGAUUCUAGUUAACAGUCAUCCUACAUUAGCUAAACCUCGCCCUACCAUGGUUACUCUAGUCAGUAUAGGAGGGGCUCCCAUCAGAGCUCCGAAAGCCUUGCCUCAAGAGCUACAGCGUUUUAUGGACGAAGCUGAACAUGGAGUGAUCUACUUCUCACUUGGCGCAUACAUGCAAAGCUCGGCUAUGCCUAUUGAAAAACGCUUAACGUUGCUCAAAGUGUUCGGAAAACUGAAGCAGCGAGUCAUUUGGAAAUUCGAAACCGAUCAAAUUGGUAGCAUUCCCAAAAAUGUGAUGAUUAGCAAGUGGGCCCCACAGAACGAUAUAUUGGCCCACAAAAAUACAGUUUUGUUCAUAUCGCAUGGAGGUCAGUUUGGCACGUUCGAAUCCAUGUACCAUGGAGUACCGACUCUGUUCAUACCCUUCUUCGGUGACCAACAUAGGAAUGCAAUUCGAGCCGUUCGAAGUGGAUAUGCGGCUAAAAUUCUUUUCGCGGACAUCACGGAAGAAUCCAUCUUCUCGCAAAUACGAGAGUUAGUUGAUACCAAACAAUACUACAAGCGAGCCAAAGAAAUUUCGACCAUGUUCCGAGAUACGCUGGUUGAUCCGAUGAACACGUCGAUCUACUGGAUGGAAUACGUAAUUCGAUACAAAGGAGCGCCGCAUUUGAAGUUCAAUGCCGUUAACGACUCAAUUGUGCAAUACUUACUGCUCGACAUACUGGGUGCCGCGGUGCUACUGUUAGUAUUACUAAUCAUCGUCGUGAAGAUGUGCUGCUGUAGGAAGCCAGUGAUAACAGCUGAUAAGAAGAAGCGACAAUAGUAGGUUCAAUACAAUGAGAAAAUAUAACUUGUUUAAGUGACGAAGCAAAUUUUUCAAGUGAUGUUUUAUGUGCAUAAGUGAAAAAGAAACGACUUGAGUAUGUUAAGGGUUUAUAUAUGUCGGUCAAAAAAUCGAUUUUUUUUAUUCUUUCAUCUUAAAAUAUAGGUUGUUAAGAAUGUUAUCCCACAUUUGAAUACAGAUUCAGCAGUAGAAACAAAAUCAAUAUGUGUGUGAACUGUCUGAAUUCAGCGUCUAACUGGCACAAAUUUUGGUGUUAGUUUGCAUACAUCAUCAGUUAAUAUUGACGAGUGGAACACGAAACAUUCAAAUGCAAUUUUUCAACUUGUCUGGAUCCGGACUCUCGAUUCGAAUACGCGGAUCCAAACCGGAAACGGAAAGGACUGCUCAUAUUUUGUGCAGUCGCUAUUUUGCAGUUGACGACGGAUAGAAAAGAGAAGUCAACUCAACACGAUACAAAACUCUCCAGCACUCUUUCUAUUAGAGUAAGGUGGGGCAGAAGUGCGCGUAGGGCAAAAGAGCGCAUUGAACUUCUUGAAACAAACAAGCGUUACAACUCUGCAAUUCUGUAUAGAUUUGGUACACAAUUAGGCCAACUGAUCACAUAAACAUAAACAUGGAAGAUUUGAAUAUAGUGGCUUGAAAUUAAGAGGUAAUUACCAUUUUCGCUGAUUUGAUGUAUUGUUUGAAUUUUGGAGAUUUUUUUAUUAACGACAUUUUACAUCGAAAGAGUGCAUUCAUGUCGGGAACAGAAUUUCAGUACUACAAUUAUUUUUUUUUUACAUUACAUCAAUCAUAUAAAGUAAUAAAUUCAAGUGAGAGCAAGGAUGUGAAGCAAACAGAUCGGAAAACUAGAAGUGGCAGGGUCAUUAGAACAGGCUUAAUAUCGUACGGGCUUAAUUUUUGCCUUCUGUUAAUGAGGGUCGAGCUUAGGCAGAAUAACUACGAAUCACCCGAGCACUAACAUGUGUCCUGAUAAAGGUAGACGUAUCUAUCUUUACCGUGACAAGUCGGAAUAAAAAUGGAAAAAAGUAAUAAAUUCA
Topomyia yanbarensis is the source of this 2678-nucleotide messenger RNA. Its product is annotated as UDP-glycosyltransferase UGT5-like. NCBI's taxonomy places the organism in Eukaryota, Metazoa, Arthropoda, Insecta, Diptera, Culicidae. The coding region runs from base 43 to 1617 and encodes 524 amino acids. The transcript is spliced from 2 exons. Gene Ontology annotation, molecular function: UDP-glycosyltransferase activity. The record is from RefSeq and is a predicted model, not a curated record.